ACUUGGAUUCCCACCCUGUUGGUGCUACAGGAAUUCGGAAAUACCCUCUCCUAUUCAACAUUUCCAUCCCUCACCAUGAAGAAAUCACCAUGGCAGAGCUGAGGCUCUACACCCUGGUGGAGAGGGACCAAAGGCUCUACGAUGGGCUUGACCGGAAAGUCACCAUCGUUGAAGUGCUGGAAAAUGACCAGAUGGGGGUAGGAGAAGAGAGAAAGACAGUGGCUCUGGCAUCCAGGCACAUCUAUGGCACGAGCAGCGAGUGGGAGAGCUUCGAGCUGACCGACGCGAUCCGGCGCUGGCGCAGGGCAGGGCUGACCACGCACCGGCUGGAGGUUCACAUAGAGAGCAGGGAAGGGGAGGAGCAGAGCGGAGAGCCCAAACUCGACAUCGACAUCAAUUCCGAGGCCAAGCACGAGCCCCUGUUGAUUGUGUACUCUGAUGACCAAAGCAAUGACAAAAAAGAGAAGGAAGAGCUGAACGAAAUGAUAGACCACGAGCAGCUCCUGGACUUGGAGAACUUAGAGAUUGGCAAUUUCCACGACCAGCCUGGGGAAGAGGCUCUGCUCCAGAUGCGCUCCAACAUCAUUUACGACUCCACUGCCCGGAUCAGGAGGAAUGCCAAGGGCAACUACUGUAAAAAGACUCCACUCUACAUAGAUUUCAAGGAGAUUGGCUGGGACUCCUGGAUCAUCGCCCCGGCAGGAUACGAAGCUUACGAGUGCCACGGAGUGUGUGCCUACCCCUUAACAGAGCACGUCACACCCACAAAGCAUGCCAUUGUCAAGACUUUGGUUCACCUGAAGAACCCCCAGAAAGCCUCCAAGGCCUGCUGUGUGCCCACCAAACUCGACCCCAUCUCUAUUCUCUACUUAGAUGCAGGGGUGGUCACCUACAAGUUCAAAUACGAAGGCAUGGUGGUGUCAGAGUGUGGCUGCAGAUAGUAGCAGGAACACACACACGGGGGUGUGCACAGGGGGAGUAUUUAAUGAUCCAGUCUGUAAAUUUGUACAUUUGGGAUUUGCUAUUUAAUGAGGUUAUUUAAUGAGGCAUGUACAGAUAAUUGUAUGUUUCCUGUAAUGGGGAAUGGGCAAGUCGUGCGACCGUAGGGA
Messenger RNA from Acanthisitta chloris (rifleman), 1109 nucleotides. RefSeq names its product bone morphogenetic protein 10 (gene BMP10). Gene Ontology annotation, molecular function: cytokine activity; growth factor activity. NCBI's taxonomy places the organism in Eukaryota, Metazoa, Chordata, Aves, Passeriformes, Acanthisittidae. The transcript has a single exon. Gene Ontology annotation, cellular component: extracellular region. Gene Ontology annotation, biological process: SMAD protein signal transduction; BMP signaling pathway. The record is from RefSeq and is a predicted model, not a curated record. The annotation marks the transcript as partial.